Sinocyclocheilus anshuiensis is the source of this 1999-nucleotide messenger RNA. Its product is annotated as hsp90 co-chaperone Cdc37-like 1. Bases 196 to 1170 code for a protein of 324 amino acids. The transcript has 8 exons. Gene Ontology annotation, cellular component: cytoplasm. NCBI's taxonomy places the organism in Eukaryota, Metazoa, Chordata, Actinopteri, Cypriniformes, Cyprinidae. Gene Ontology annotation, molecular function: heat shock protein binding; protein-folding chaperone binding. Gene Ontology annotation, biological process: protein folding; protein stabilization. The record is from RefSeq and is a predicted model, not a curated record.
AGUGAGCGCGUCAGAGCAGGAAGUUGUCAUAAGGAGCUAAAAAGAGCUGCAGAGAGGAGUGCUGCUGAUGUUAUAACCUGAAAAUAGCCGUCUCUGCUCGCUUACACACCCCUGAGCUGCGAGUGCUUCUCGGGUGUGAAGCUGUACCGACAGCAGGAGUCGCCCCGCGGCUGAGGACGGAGCUGAAGCAGCGACAUGGAGUGGCUUCGAGCUGAACAGGAGCGAGAGGAGAACACGCCCUGCGCACACCCACACGAGCCCAGUGCGGAGAGCAUGGCGUCUCUGUGCUUGAGUCAGCAGCGCUGUGUGAAGGCCUCGAUCGCGUCGCAGUGGCAGCUGGUCGAGGCACAGGACCAGCUCUGUGGUUUGGAGCUCCACAGCUCAGAGUCUGUGGAGCAGGAGCACGCCCGAGCCAUGGCCUCCUCCGCGGAGCUCUCUCAGACCGAGCAGGAGUGGAGGCAUAAAGAGAGGAUGCUGGGACGGAGCCCCACUCUGUGCCCCGAGGCCAGCCGUGAUGUGUUUGACAAGAGUAUAAUAAACAGUUCACAGUCUUGGCCUGAUGAAUCCGAUCAUGAUAAGAACAUAAGCUUCAUCCAGCGUAAUGAAGAACUCUUGAAACAUUUUGGUAUGUUGAGGAGGUGGGAUGAUAGUCAGCGCUUUCUAGCAGAGUAUCACCAUCUCAUCUGUGAAGAAACGGCCAAUUACCUGAUCCUGUGGUGCUUCCGUCUGCAGGCAGUGCAAAAAGAGGCCUUAAUGGAGCAGGUGGCUCAUCAGGCAGUCGUCAUGCAGUUUAUUCUGGAAAUGGCCCGCAACUCUCAGCAAGACCCACGAGGCUGUUUCCGUCAGUUCUUUCAGAAAGCCAAAGCAGGGCAGGAGGGAUACUUGGAUGUCUUCCACACAGAACUCAACGCCUUUAAGCAGAGAGUUAAAGUGUAUACCAUGAAAUCAAAAGGAGAAACCCCAAAGGAUCCAGUGCACCAAAACACACCACCAGGCUGUCGCCUCGACCCCAAGGAGGUUUUGGAGUCUUUGCCACCGGAACUGAAAACAUGCAUCCAAAUGCAAGAUAUGCCGAUUCUUCAGAACGUGCUGAGCAGCAUGAACCCGCAGGUGGCAGAAUACCACGUCAAGCGUUGCUUGGAGGCAGGACUUUGGACAAAUACACCAUGAGCCUCCAAAGAAGAGAGUUCAGAAACGGACGAGUGGAGAAUGAUGGAGAGCUAGCAGACGAAACUUCACUAGGAAAACAGCUUUGGGCGGCAGGACAGGAAAUACAAGGGCUGUGCUCAGAGACGUUUGAUUUGUAUCCGUGCCUGAAUGUGUGCUGCACUUUAUAUUUGUUUAAAAGAGAAAGUAUUUUAAAAGAGAUAGGGAACUGAAUUUUGAGGCACUUCUAUUUUUGUUACAUUUCUGUUGCUAUCUUUUUCUUCUGUUUUAGCGUUUCAGAAAAAAAGUUUAGGAAGUUGGUACAAGCUUUUGUCUCAUGUUCUUUGUUUUUUUCAUAUCUCCACCUUUGGAUUGUAAUCUACAACGUCCACUGAACAUUCAGACUCCAGCUGCUAUCAGGGAACUGUUUCAUGUGUCAUCUGUGCGUGGAUGCGGCAGAUAACAGUCGGCUUCCUGCAGAUAGACAAACGACAAUAAGGCGAAGCCGGACCUCCCAUUCUGCUAUCUUCACGAUGGAAACAAGACCUUUGCAAAAGGUCAUUUGUAGGUCCAGUAGUAUGGCAUGAAAGCCAGCAAUAUAGGGUUGUUACCUACAAUUAUAAUGAAAGAGAUUCACAUUCACUAUCAAAAUGAAAACAGUGUGUUUAAUAUAUUGUCAAAAGCAACAAAUAACGUACGUUUAAGGGAUAGUUCACCCAAAAAUCAUUAUUUCUCAAUCUCAUGUUACUGCAAACCUGUGUGACUUAUGUUUAACACAAAAAUGUUUUAUUCAUACAGUGACGGUCAAUGGCAUCCAAUCAGUGUUGUUUUGGACCCCAUUGACUUUCAUUAU